AUAAUAAUAAUAAUAAUAAUAAUAGACCUAUUGCUUCCAUCUCUUCAUCUUCUAUGGGAACUUCACAAGUAUCUGCAUCAGGCAUAUCAUCUUUAUCAGCCUAUGGUGAAGGAGCAGUCGUUGCCAAUGUAGCUAGUCCUGGGAAUGCUAGUACAUGUUCUGUAGUUAGACGUCGAAAUCAAAUCAUCACACCUGAAAUGGCUUAUGCUAGUGCAACAAAGCCAUUUAGCUAUGCCGAUGGAUAUCAUUAUUUAAUUAAUUAUGUAAAAACAAGAAUGAGUAGAGAAGACUUGAUGAGAAUUAGUAGAGCGCUGGCGCUAUUCAGACCUUCUGUAUUAGCGUCUAUGAUGAAUUUAACUGAAGAUGAUUUAAUUUUUACAGAAAAAUGUUUACAGCGUACACUAUUAGAAUAUGAAAAAUUAAUUAGUUAUUCAGGCACACCCACAGUUGUAUGGAGAAGAACAGGCGAAAUUGCAUUAGUAGGAAAAGAAUUUUCAUUAUUGACACAAUGGUCUCGAGAUAUGUUAUUAAACAAGAAAACAUAUAUUUAUGAGCUUAUGAGUAAUCCUUCAGCUGUAGAAUAUUGGGAGAAAUAUGCUUUACAUGCAUUUGAUAAUACAGACUCUGCAGUUUAUAGUACAUGUAUCUUGAUGAGUCCUACAAAACGAAUAGUUCCAUGUACAUUUUGCUUUACUAUUAAACGUGAUAUAUUUGAUCUACCUAGUGUAAUCAUUGGAAAUUUUUUACCAAUAUUAAGUUAGUGGUAU
Molecule: messenger RNA, 767 nt
Organism: Cokeromyces recurvatus
Lineage: Eukaryota; Fungi; Mucoromycota; Mucoromycetes; Mucorales; Mucoraceae
Exons: 4
Biological process (GO): cellular response to starvation
Cellular component (GO): nucleus
Molecular function (GO): RNA polymerase II transcription regulatory region sequence-specific DNA binding; DNA-binding transcription factor activity
Source: RefSeq, a predicted model, not a curated record